Molecule: messenger RNA, 603 nt
Organism: Diospyros lotus (date-plum)
Lineage: Eukaryota; Viridiplantae; Streptophyta; Magnoliopsida; Ericales; Ebenaceae
Exons: 4
Coding region: 1-603 (200 amino acids)
Biological process (GO): DNA integration
Molecular function (GO): nucleic acid binding
Source: RefSeq, a predicted model, not a curated record
AUGGCUUCCAUUACUGCUCAACGAGUAAAGCAAUUCAUGUGGAAGAAAGUGGUAUGUCACUUCAAGAUUCCUCGGGUUCUAAUUUCUGAUAACGGCACUCAGUUCACUGACCAAUCUAUCCAGGAAUGGUGCCAAGAGUUGGGAAUAAGGCAGCAUUUCACUUCGGUGGCCCAUCCGCAAGCCAACGGCCAAAUCGAGCUCACUAACAGAACUUUGUUGCAUGGUCUAAAGGCAUGCAUGGAGAAGGAAGAUGGCAGCUGGGUAUCUACGGGCAAGACUCCUUUCAGCCUAUGUUAUGGUUCGAAAGCAUUGAUCCAAAUCGAGAUAGGAGUGCCUACCCUAAAGGUGGAGCUCUUCAACCCGAAGUCCAAUGAGCAGAAUCUGAGAGGCAAUCUAGACCUCCUUGAUGAACUUAGUGAUCAGGUCGUUCGCGCCUUUCGUGGCAUCCAGUUCCUCCCCGAGCUUAGAGUUAGCCAGCUCAACAGACUUGGUAAGAAUGUGUACAUUGUGCUCAAAGUCUACCAGCUUAGAAGAGAGGGGCUCAAGCCCUUAGAGCCUUUCAACUUCGGACUCCAAGGAAGCAAUACGGGCCUGGAACUUUGA